This is a messenger RNA of Papaver somniferum (opium poppy), 1332 nucleotides long. Its product is annotated as protein CHAPERONE-LIKE PROTEIN OF POR1, chloroplastic-like. Bases 172 to 1038 code for a protein of 288 amino acids. NCBI's taxonomy places the organism in Eukaryota, Viridiplantae, Streptophyta, Magnoliopsida, Ranunculales, Papaveraceae. Gene Ontology annotation, cellular component: chloroplast membrane. The record is from RefSeq and is a predicted model, not a curated record. The transcript is spliced from 4 exons.
UCCCAAACGAAAAGGGAACAACGAAAAACUCUUUGUGGAGUAAUUUUUUUCUUUUUCUUUUUUGGUAUAUGAAAGAGGGGAUUAAAACCCUAUAAACCAAGCUUCCAUUUUUUCCUUAAAUUUUCGAUUUCUGAGAUAUACCCUCAGUGUGUUCAUCAUCAUUUUCGAAAAAUGUCCGUUUCGGGAUUGAGUUGUAAUUCUCCAAGAUGCUUUCUUCGCCCUACUACACUCACAAGAGGAUUACGAAGUCCUUGUGAUAGAGUUUCUCUCCUUACUCGUAGUAGUAGUAAUUUCAUCAAGAAUAUACAACCUCUUCGUAUCAACAGCGGGAAUUACUGGAUUUCUCAUCCAUGGAAACCAAAGGUUAAGCAAACUUACCGAAUAAAGAGUGCUAUGGAUACUUCAUUUGGUGGUGAUAUGACUGGCGACUCUGCUGGUGCAAAUAUCUUUCCGAGAAUCAACAUUAAGGACCCAUACAAAAGGCUUGGUAUCAGUAAGGAGGCUUCUGAAGAUGAAAUUCAGGCUGCAAGAACUUUUCUGAUGAAUAGAUAUGGAGGAAACCAACAAAGUGCUGAUGCAAUAGAGUCGGCCCAUGACAAGAUAAUCAUGCAGAAGUUUCACGAAAGGAGAAGGCCGAAACUGAAUAUCAAGAAAAAAGUCAGAGAUGUUACACAAUUACGCGUUGUGCAGGCUGUUACCAGUAGGUUUCAAACUCCUUCCACCAACUACAUAAUAAAGACAGCUGCCGUGUUUGUGGUACUCUGUGUUCUUACUGUUCUGUAUCCGACGGAAGAAGGACCUACUUUACAAGUAGCCAUUUCCUUGUUGGCAACAAUAUACUUCAUAUAUGAUCGACUAAAGAGCCGAAUGCGAGCUUUCUUAUCCGGAGCUGGGGCAUUUGCUGUUUCAUGGCUUCUGGGGACCUUUCUAAUGGUAUCUGUGAUUCCUCCAGUCCUUCGUGGCCCAAGGAGUUUGGAAGUGACUACAUCUCUUCUAUCGUAUGUGCUUUUAUGGGUUUCUUCUGCUUACCUGAAAUAAUAACUUCAAUUAUGCCUGUCAGCAACCUGAAUUUUUGUAGUUGAUGAAAUGAAAGCGGGUUGUUUUUUGUCUUCAAGCAAGUGCAGAGUUGGCUUUCUGAAAUGAGAAAGUGGGGAGAAAUAUUAGGGGAAGUAAGUACGGUCGUUAGAAGUGUAAUGGCAGUGGCAGGUGUUAAAUGCAUGUUAAGAAAAGCUAAAACAGUUUUUAUCUAAGCAUUCCAUACUUCUGUUGAAGAUGGAGCCUUGCAUUACAAUUUUAUUAGCAAAAUGUCAGAUGGGGUUCUUUUGUUUCCUA